AUGGCGACGACGGAGGGGCUUGUGCCCAUUACGCGGACCUACCUCGCGCGCUACUACGACAUGUACCCGCUGCCCCCGCUGCCCGACGCCACCACGGACCUCGCCGCCCGGCUUCGCGCCCUCUCCGCCGACCUCGCCGCCGUUGCUCCCAUCGCCCCAGAUGAGGAACUCUUAGAACAAGAAGCGGCUGGCAUACCUGCCCACAAAAUCGAUGAGAAUUUGUGGAAGAACCGAGAACAAAUAGAAGAAAUUCUGUUCUUGAUCAAUACAUCCCGUCGUCCUGUGGCACUUCAACAGAAGUCCACCCCAGAAGAUGCUGAGAUAGUUUGUACACUUGAUGAUAUAGAAGCUAAAUUGAAGGAUAUGCUGAAGAAGUUAGAACAAUUUCAGUUGCAAAAUGCUGACAAUGUUUUCAAUACAGUUAUGACAUACAUGCCCCAAGAUUUUCGGGGUACUCUAAUCAGGCAACAGCGAGAACGCUCAGAGAGAAAUAAACAAGCAGAGGUAGAUGCUCUGGUUAGUGCUGGUGGAAGCAUUCAUGAUCGAUAUGCAUUGUUAUGGAAACAGCAAAUGGAAAGGAGGGUGCAGUUAGCACAGCUUGGUUCUGCAACAGGUGUAUAUAAGACUCUUGUUAGGUAUUUGGUUGGUGUUCCACAGGUUUUAUUGGAUUUUAUUCGACAAAUAAAUGAUGAUAAUGGACCUAUGGAAGAACAAAGAGAACGUUAUGGUCCAGCCCUUUACACCCUUACAAAACUGGUGCUUGCAAUUCGGUUGUAUCUGCAUGUCUCUUUGGCACGAUAUGGACACAGGAAAAUAGAGAAGGAUGACAUUGCUGUGUUGCAGCAAGCUGUGGUUAUCUACACCAAGGAGUUUUUGAAGUUCACUGAAUUCAUUGGUGAGGUCUUUGUGAAUGCGCCAUUCUUUAUAUCAGCUGAGGAUGCAGGUGCCAUGGAUGCAAGGAAAAGUGAUGCGUACAAAGAAACUAUUAUUCCAGCUAGAAAGACACAUGAGGUCAUUUUGAGUGUUGAAGCUCUAAACUCAUACAUUGCAUGGGACUUCUCCUUGCAACAAGGGGCCCUCAACAUGGUAUUGGACAUUGGCUUUCAUGUGGAGCACAUUAGCCCUUCAGGGGAGAAAACUUUAAUUCUUCCAUACCGACGGUAUGAAGCCGACCAAGGUAAUUUUUGCACUGUUUCAUUGGGAUCAUACAAACUUGUAUGGGACAACUCAUAUUCUUCAUUCUUCAAAAAGAUCCUACGGUACAAGGUGGAUGCUGUGCCACCGGUUGUUGAGCCGGCCUUGCCAGCCAUGGAGCUCUGA
Miscanthus lutarioriparius is the source of this 1320-nucleotide messenger RNA. NCBI's taxonomy places the organism in Eukaryota, Viridiplantae, Streptophyta, Magnoliopsida, Poales, Poaceae. The record is from the annotation of a GenBank genome assembly.